This is a messenger RNA of Drepanopeziza brunnea f. sp. 'multigermtubi' MB_m1, 6840 nucleotides long. RefSeq lists its product as uncharacterized. The record is from RefSeq and is a predicted model, not a curated record. Gene Ontology annotation, molecular function: ATP binding; metal ion binding; acetyl-CoA carboxylase activity. Gene Ontology annotation, cellular component: mitochondrion. Gene Ontology annotation, biological process: fatty acid biosynthetic process. Lineage: Eukaryota; Fungi; Ascomycota; Leotiomycetes; Helotiales; Drepanopezizaceae.
AUGGCUGCAGUCAAUGCCAAUGGUGUUAUGGGUACAAAAGGCACUGUCCCAAUCAUGAACGGCAGCUCCUCCUACGCGGCGAAGCACAAGCUGGCCGACCAUUUCAUCGGAGGGAACAAGCUGGAGAACGCUGCCCCAGGUCCCGUCAAGGACUUUGUCGCUGCUCACGAUGGCCACACCGUCAUCACUAAUGUGCUGAUUGCAAAUAAUGGUAUUGCGGCCGUCAAGGAGAUUCGAUCGGUGCGGAAAUGGGCAUACGAGACCUUUGGCGAUGAGCGGGCUAUCCAGUUCACUGUCAUGGCCACACCCGAGGAUCUGCAGGCAAACGCAGAUUACAUUCGGAUGGCAGAUCAAUAUGUUGAGGUACCGGGUGGAACAAAUAAUAACAACUACGCCAACGUGGAGCUGAUUGUGGAUGUCGCUGAGCGUAUGAACGUGCACGCGGUUUGGGCUGGAUGGGGACAUGCUUCGGAAAACCCAAAGCUGCCAGAGAGUCUGGCUGCGAGCCCUAAGAAGAUUGUGUUCAUUGGCCCCCCUGGGUCUGCGAUGCGAUCGCUCGGUGACAAGAUUUCCUCGACGAUUGUAGCACAACAUGCCAGCGUCCCGUGUAUACCAUGGUCGGGAACUGGUGUGGACCAGGUCGAGGUGAACGAUGAUGGUAUUGUUACCGUCGAAGACAGCGUCUACAUGAAGGGCUGUGUGCAAUCGUGGCAAGAAGGUCUCGAGAAGGCGAAACAGAUUGGCUUUCCUGUCAUGAUCAAGGCGUCUGAGGGUGGUGGUGGAAAGGGUAUUCGAAAGGCCGAGAGUGAGCAAGGCUUCGAAGCCCUCUACAAAGCUGCCGCAGGCGAAAUCCCCGGAUCCCCCAUCUUCAUCAUGAAGUUGGCUGGAAACGCCAGGCAUCUGGAGGUGCAGUUGUUAGCCGAUGAGUAUGGAAACAACAUCUCGCUCUUUGGCAGAGAUUGCUCCGUUCAGCGCAGACAUCAGAAGAUCAUUGAGGAGGCGCCGGUCACGAUUGCGAAGCCCGAUACUUUCCACGCCAUGGAAAAGGCUGCCGUGAGACUUGGUCGACUGGUAGGAUACGUUUCCGCCGGUACGGUAGAGUACCUUUACUCGCACGCCGACGACAAGUUCUACUUCUUGGAACUCAACCCCCGACUGCAAGUCGAGCAUCCCACCACGGAAAUGGUCACUGGUGUCAACUUGCCUGCUGCGCAACUGCAAAUUGCGAUGGGUCUUCCUCUGCACAGAAUUCGCGACAUCAGAUUACUCUACGGCGCGGAUCCUCAAGCCUCCGGCGAAAUUGACUUUGAUUUUUCCAAGGAGAACAGCUCCCUUACCCAGAGACGACCAAAGCCCAAGGGGCACACUACCGCCUGCCGUAUCACAUCUGAAGAUCCGGGAGAGGGUUUCAAGCCUUCCAGUGGUACGAUGCACGAGUUGAACUUUAGAUCUAGUUCCAACGUCUGGGGUUACUUCUCUGUAGGAACCGCAGGGGGUAUCCACAGCUUCUCUGACAGUCAAUUCGGUCACAUUUUCGCCUAUGGGGAGAACAGAUCUGCGUCGCGGAAACACAUGGUUGUCGCCUUGAAGGAGUUGAGCAUUCGUGGUGAUUUCCGGACCACGGUUGAGUACUUGAUCAAGCUCCUGGAGACUCCGGCAUUUGAGGGCAAUACGAUCACCACCGGAUGGUUGGAUGAGCUCAUCUCCAAGAAGUUGACGGCUGAGCGCCCAGAUCCCAUGUUGGCUGUUGUUUGCGGUGCUGUCUGCAAGGCGCACAUUGCUAGCGAGGCCUGUAUUUCCGAGUACCGAACUAGUUUGGAGAAGGGACAAGUGCCUGCCAAGGAUAUCCUGAAGACGGUCUUCCCCAUUGACUUCAUUUACGAUGGACACAGAUACAAGUUUACCGCCACCCGGUCGAGUCUGGACAGCUACCACUUAUUCAUCAACGGCUCCAAGUGCUCAGUCGGUGUUCGCGCCCUGAGCGAUGGCGGUCUCUUGGUCCUCCUCAACGGACGCAGUCACAACUUGUACUGGAAGGAGGAAGUUGGCGCCACUCGCUUGAGUGUUGACAGCAAGACUUGCCUUCUCGAACAAGAGAACGACCCCACGCAGCUCCGCACCCCGUCGCCAGGCAAGCUCGUCAAGUUCUCAGUUGACAAUGGCGAGCACAUCAAGGCCGGCCAAGCAUUCGCAGAGGUCGAAGUCAUGAAGAUGUACAUGCCGCUUAUUGCCGCCGAAGACGGCAUCGUGCAGUUCAUCAAGCAGCCAGGAGCCACCCUCGAGGCGGGUGACAUUAUCGGUAUACUCGCUCUCGACGACCCGUCCAGAGUCAUGACCGCCCAGCCUUUCCUCGGCCAUCUCCCCGACCUGGGACCACCACAAAUUGUCGGUACCAAGCCCGCUCAGCGAUUCGUCCUCCUGCACAACAUUCUGGUUAACAUUCUCAAUGGUUUCGACAACCAAGUUAUCAUGGCUGCUACGCUCAAGGAGCUGAUGGCUGUUCUACGCGACCCCGACCUUCCAUUUGGAGAGUGGAAUGCUCAAUUCUCUGCUCUCCACGCGAGAAUGCCCCAGAAGCUCGAUGCCACCUUCACACAGAUUGUCGAGCGUGCGAAGGUCCGCAAGGGUGAAUUCCCGGCCAAGAACCUGUUAAAGGCGUUUAACAAGUUCUUGGAGGAGAACGUCGCUCCUUCGGAUGUCGAUACCUUGAAGACUACCCUCUUGCCCCUGACUGAGGUUCUUGACCGAUACGUCGAGGGACAAAAGGUUCAUGAGUUCGAUGUAUUCUCCGCCCUUCUCGAGCAGUACGUUGCGGUCGAGAAGCUGUUUUCUGGCCGCCAAGCCCGCGACGAGGAAGUUAUCCUGAAGCUCCGAGAUGAGAACAAGGAGGAUAGCUUCAAGGUUGUCCAGACUGUCCUCUCUCAUAGCAGAGUCGGCGCCAAGAACAACUUGAUCCUUGCCAUUCUCGACGAGUACAAGCCAAACAACCCCAACGCGGGCAAUGUUGCCCAGUACUUCAGACCAGCUCUUCGCAAGCUUACCGAGCUCGAGUCGAGACAGACUGCCAAGGUUUCGCUCAAGGCCCGUGAACUCCUCAUCCAGCUGUCUAUGCCAUCUUUGGAAGAGCGCGCUGCUCAGAUGGAGCACAUUCUCCGAUCAUCCGUUGUCGAAUCGCGAUACGGUGAGACUGGAUGGGAGCACCGAGAGCCCGACCUUGAGGUCCUCAAGGAGGUCGUUGACUCCAAGUACACUGUCUUUGACGUCCUGCCCAUCUUCUUCGGUUACAAAGACCCCUGGGUCUCCUUGGCUGCUCUCGAGGUCUACAUUCGACGCGCAUACCGUGCCUACAACCUGAAGAAGAUCGAGUAUCACAACGACUCGCAAGAGCCUCCUUUCAUCGUCUCCUGGGACUUUGUCCUCCGAAAGGUUGGCGUAUCUGAGUUCGGCAUGCCUAUUCAAUCCGCGCCUUCUACGCCAGCCACCCCUUCCUACGAGAGAAGCAACCCCUUCAAGCGUGUCAGCUCGAUCAGUGACAUGACAUACUUGGUCAAGACCGGCGAAAGCGAGCCAACAAGAAAGGGUGUCAUCGUUCCGGUCCAGUACUUGGACGAGGCUGAAGAGUAUCUGCUGCGCGCUCUUGAGGUUUUCCCUACCUCUGACAGCCGCAAGAAGUCGUCUGCCAACGGACAGCUUAUGCCAGAUCUGAACGGCAAGCGUAAGACUCAGACUCCGGUCACUACCGAGGACGAGCUCACGGCGGUCUGCAACGUCGCUAUUCGCGACUCCGAGAGUCUUGAUGACAACGAGACGAUUGCCAGAAUCAAUUCCAUCGUCCAGGAGUGUAAGGAUGAGCUUCUCGCUCGCGGCAUCCGACGUCUCACGUUCAUCUGCGGUCACAAAGAUGGAUCGUACCCAGGAUAUUACACUUUCCGGGGGCCCAACUACGAGGAAGAUCAGAGCAUUCGUCACAGUGAACCUGCUUUGGCUUUCCAACUUGAACUCGGAAGACUCUCCAAGUUCAUAACCAAGCCCGUAUUCACUGAGAACCGCAACAUCCACAUCUACGAGGCUGUUGGCAAGGAUGUCGAGGGUGACAAGCGGUACUUUACUCGUGCGGUCGUCCGUCCAGGUAGACUACGUGAUGAGAUCCCAACUGCGGAGUACCUCAUCUCCGAGUCUGACCGACUCAUGAACGAUAUUCUCGACGCUCUAGAAAUUAUCGGCAACAACAAUUCUGAUCUCAACCAUAUCUUUAUCAACUUCUCCCCCGUCUUCCCACUGCAACCACCCGAGGUUGAGAAGGCUCUCGGUGGCUUCCUGGAGCGCUUCGGUCGUCGUCUCUGGCGACUCCGUGUUACCGGUGCUGAGAUCCGCAUCAUCUGCACCGAACCGACCACGGGCAUGCCAUAUCCUCUCCGUGUUGUGAUCAAUAAUACGUCCGGAUACGUCAUCCAGGUUGAGAUGUACGCCGAGCGCAAGUCCGAGAAGGGCGGGGAGUGGGUCUUCCAGAGCAUUGGGGGCACUACCAAGAUCGGCUCCAUGCAUUUGCGCCCUGUAUCCACGCCAUAUCCUACCAAGGAAUGGCUGCAGCCAAAGCGAUACAAGGCUCACAUCAUGGGCACGCAAUACGUCUACGAUUUCCCGGAGCUGUUCAGACAAGCUAUUCAAACCUGUUGGGUCAAGGCUGUCAGCAAGCACCCCUCUUUGGCUGAGAAGCAGCCUCCAGUUGGCGAGUGCAUUGACUACAGCGAGUUGGUUCUUGACGACAAGGACAACCUUGCGGAGGUCUUCCGUGAGGCUGGUACCAACACCCACGGCAUGGUCGGAUGGAUCGUGACUGCCAGAACCCCCGAAUAUCCUCGCGGCCGCAAGUUUGUCAUCGUUGCCAACGACAUUACGUUCAAGAUUGGCAGCUUCGGACCUAAGGAAGACCAGUUCUUCAACAAGUGCACAGAACUUGCUCGAAAACUUGGCAUCCCUCGUAUCUACCUGUCUGCUAACUCCGGUGCCCGCAUUGGUAUGGCUGAGGAGUUGAUUCCCCAUUUCAAUAUCGCAUGGAACAAUCCCGACAAGCCCGAAGCUGGCUUCAAGUACCUGUACCUGAAGGCUGAUGCCAAGAAGCGAUUCGAGGAUGGCAAGUCCAAGGAUGUCAUUACCGAGGAGAUCACUGAGGAUGGUGAAGUGAGACAUAAGAUCACUACUAUUGUCGGUGCUGAAGAUGGUCUCGGUGUUGAGUGUUUGAAGGGCUCUGGUCUGAUUGCCGGUGCCACCAGCAGAGCUUACGAGGACAUCUUUACCAUUACACUGGUCACUUGUCGAUCAGUCGGUAUCGGUGCCUACCUGGUCCGUCUCGGUCAGAGAGCUAUCCAAAUUGAAGGACAACCAAUCAUCUUGACUGGUGCCCCUGCUAUUAACAAACUUCUCGGCCGUGAGGUGUACACUUCCAACUUGCAACUUGGUGGCACUCAAAUCAUGUACAAGAAUGGUGUGUCUCACAUGACUGCCAACGAUGAUUUCGAGGGUGUGUCCAAGAUUGUCGAGUGGAUGGCAUACGUCCCCGACAAGCGAAACAGCCCACUGCCGAUAGGACCAGCUGUUGACUCUUGGGAUCGUGAUAUCGUCUACACUCCUCCACCAAAGCAGCCAUAUGAUGUGAGAUGGUUGAUUGCCGGUAAGGAGGACAACGAAGGAUUCAUGCCUGGACUCUUCGACAAGGAGUCAUUCGUCGAGACUCUCGGUGGCUGGGCGAAGACAGUCGUUGUUGGUCGUGCUCGUCUCGGCGGCAUCCCCAUGGGUGUCAUCGCAGUCGAGACUCGCUCGGUUGAGAACAUCACUCCUGCCGAUCCCGCCAAUCCUGACUCGACGGAGCAAAUCACCAACGAGGCCGGUGGAGUUUGGUACCCCAACUCCGCGUUCAAGACUGCUCAAGCUAUCCGGGAUUUCAACAACGGAGAGCAACUGCCGUUGAUGAUCCUGGCCAACUGGAGAGGUUUCUCCGGUGGACAGCGCGACAUGUACAACGAGGUCCUGAAAUACGGAUCGUACAUUGUCGAUGCGCUGGUUAAGUACGAGCAGCCAAUCUUCGUCUACAUCCCACCUUUCGGAGAAUUGCGUGGCGGCUCAUGGGUCGUCGUCGAUCCUACAAUCAACCCCGAGUUCAUGGAGAUGUACGCCGAUGAAGAUGCGCGCGGUGGUGUCCUCGAGCCCGAGGGUAUUGUCAACAUCAAGUAUCGCAAGGACAAGCAACUUGAGACCAUGGCCCGGCUGGAUCCCGAGUACGGUGCACUCCGCAAGCAGCUCGCCGACAAGUCCCUGACUCCCGAGCAAAUCUCCCAAGUCAAGGCGAAGGCUACUGCACGCGAACAGCUGCUGCUUCCUGUCUAUUUGCAAGUCUCACUUCAGUUCGCGGAUCUCCACGAUCGCGCCGGCCGCAUGAAAGCCAAGGACGUUAUCCGCCAGUCCCUCGUGUGGCGCGAAGCCCGCCGCUUCUUCUACUGGCGCGUCCGCCGCCGUGUCAACGAGGAGUACAUCCUCAAGCGCAUGGCGACUGCUUCCAAGAACCCUCUCGCUUCCCGCGCGCGCAGCCUCGAGACCCUUGCUGCGUGGACCGGGAUCCCGCAAUUCAAGACGGCUGAUAGGGAUGUGGCCAUGUGGUACGAAGAGAACCGCAAGACGGUGCACGAAAAGGUCGAGGCUCUUAAGGUAGAGGGCGUCGCGUUUGAUGUGGCCAGCUUGCUGAGGGGGAACAGCAAGGGGGGGCUGAAGGGCGUGCAGCAGGUUCUGAGCAUGUUGCCUGCUGCCGAGCGUGAGGAGGCGUUGAAGUUCUUGAGUCAGACUUAG